This is a messenger RNA of Dictyostelium purpureum, 786 nucleotides long. RefSeq lists its product as uncharacterized. The transcript has 3 exons. Gene Ontology annotation, molecular function: S-adenosylmethionine-dependent methyltransferase activity. NCBI's taxonomy places the organism in Eukaryota, Evosea, Eumycetozoa, Dictyosteliales, Dictyosteliaceae. The record is from RefSeq and is a predicted model, not a curated record. The coding region runs from base 1 to 786 and encodes 261 amino acids.
AUGUCAACAUCAGCAAAACCAUUCGACGAUAAAUUUGGUAGUGUUUCAAAAAACUAUAAAAAUUUUAGACCAACCUAUUCCGACGAACUUUUUUCAAUCAUUGAUGACUUCUGUGCCAAAGAUAAAAGAGAUUUAGCAAUUGAUAUUGGAUGUGGAUCUGGUCAAGCCACCGUUAGAUUAUCAGAAUAUUUUAAAAAAGUAAUUGGUUACGAACCAUCAGAAGGUCAAAUUCAACACGCCGAACCAGCCAAAAAUGUAGAAUACAAAGUCUCUACCGCUGAAAAAAUCGACUUACCAAAUGAAUCUGUUGAUUUAAUUACAGUAGCACAAGCAGCUCAUUGGUUUAACCUCCCAGUAUUCUAUGAUGAAACAAAGAGAUUACUCAAAAACGAUGGUUCAUUAAUUAUUUGGUCAUAUGGUUUAAUGAAUAUCACCAAUAACGAUGCAGCUCAAAAAAUUCAUCAAAACCACUACUACAAAACCAUCGGUAAUCAAUAUUGGGCUCCAGAAAGAAAAUACAUUGAUGACGAAUAUAGAGACAUCAAGCCAACUUAUGAAAACACCACAAGAAAAACUAUCUCAUUACCAAAAAAAAUGUCAAUUAAUGACUUUGUAGGAUACUAUUCAUCAUGGUCAGGUUAUGCAAAUUAUUUAAAAAAAGGUAACCCAGAUGUUUUACCUUCAAUUAAACAAACUUUAUUGGAUGCAUAUAACACAACUGAUGAAGAUUCAAAAAUUAUCGAUUGUUAUUUCCCAGUUUAUAUGAUUUUAUCAAAGAAAAAUUAA